AUGACAGCCACACAGAAACACAGCCUCUUCACGCCGGAGCCUCACUAUAUCCCUGGAUAUGCUGGCUUCUAUCCUCAGCUGCGAUACCAGGUGGGGAACACCUAUGGGCGCACCACGGCCGAGCUGCUCACAGACCCCCAAGUACGCAAGAGUCCCUGCUCCGUGCUCUCCCCCAUGUCCAGACCCAAAUUCACGGAGGACUUCAGCAGGCCCAAGCCACCCUGGGUUCCCUGCAGGGACCUGAAACAGCCCUACAUUCCACACUACACAGGUCUCAAGCCUUACAAGAACUUCGAGAUCUUGGGCCAGUACCCACCCCAGGAAUCAGAUACCCCAGGGCUGCUGGGGGCCGAGAGCAGAUCCAGGAAGGCGCUGCUGCCCACAGGCGUCAUGCCCUACCCUCCCUACCCACCAUGCCCACCAGGCAGGCAGGGAGACUACAAAGACUUUGGGCACCCAGGCCUGCGGCUGGCAUAUGGAGAGGCAGGUUGGAAGAGCCCCCAGUCCCUCCAUGAGACUCCAGGUCAAUACCAGCUCUAUCACUAUCGAAGGGAUGAGCACCUGCCCCCACCCCAACAAUCAGAGACUCUGGACGUGGAAAGGUACCAGAGGCUGCCCCAGCUGGACCGCCCCAACUUGAUCCAACGUAAUGCUAUUUCAGGUUAUGCGGGCUUCGUGCCCAGGUUUGCCUGGGUGAUGGGGAUGAAUUACCGAGAAGGGGUCACUCAGGCCAUGGACGAAUUUGACAGGAACCAGUUCAUGUUCAGGAACCCUGUCUGUACCCUGGGUGAGAGACUGCCCAAGACUCACUGGCCCAGCAAUACCAUCUACAACAGCCAGGGCCUGAUUCCCUUCUACAUGGGCUUCAUACCAUCCAUGCAAGACAACUACGCAAUGACCUUCGGAAACAGCACGCGAAAGGCCUAUCAGAAGGAAGUGGAGAGGCGGAGACUCACACUAUGA
Messenger RNA from Chrysochloris asiatica (Cape golden mole), 963 nucleotides. RefSeq names its product family with sequence similarity 166, member A (gene CIMIP2A). The record is from RefSeq and is a predicted model, not a curated record. NCBI's taxonomy places the organism in Eukaryota, Metazoa, Chordata, Mammalia, Afrosoricida, Chrysochloridae. The transcript has 7 exons. The coding region runs from base 1 to 963 and encodes 320 amino acids.